Lacerta agilis (Sand lizard) is the source of this 1896-nucleotide messenger RNA. It is a transcript of the gene CLDN12, whose product is annotated as claudin 12. The transcript has 3 exons. Gene Ontology annotation, cellular component: plasma membrane. NCBI's taxonomy places the organism in Eukaryota, Metazoa, Chordata, Lepidosauria, Squamata, Lacertidae. Bases 266 to 1003 code for a protein of 245 amino acids. The record is from RefSeq and is a predicted model, not a curated record.
AGAGGAAGGUUAAACGAAGAGCAUUGCAGGCGGAGACUACAAUCCCAGAAGCCUUUGGGCACACCUGGAAAAGGCAGCCGCUUCCUGAAAAGCCGAGACUGGGAAUCCUUAGCGUCAACAAGAGGAGGAAGAGAAAUCGGAUGCUUGAAAAUUAAGUCCCUCGAGCGUGGGAAGGGGAUCUAUUAGAAUUGUUCUACUACUUGCAAGAGUUCUGCUGUUAUUCUGGAUUGGGUUAAAUCUCUUGGAGGCAUUUUUAUUGGCUAAGAUGGGUUGCCGUGAUGUCCAUGCUGCGACAGUCCUCGCCUUCCUUUCUGGUACAGCUGCCUUAUCUGGACUUAUUGCUGCGGCUCUGCUGCCUAACUGGAGACAGAUGCGACUCUUCACCUAUAACAAGAAUGAAAAGAAUGUGACCGUGUACACUGGACUCUGGAUUAAGUGUGUUCGCUUUGAUGGCAGCAAAGACUGCGUCAUCUACGACACCGAGUGGUACACAGCAGUUGACCAGCUGGAUUUACGCGUCCUCCAGUUUGCUGUCCCCAUAAGCAUGUUAACCACUGUCUUGGCUCUGUUUCUCUGUUUGAUUGGCAUGUGUAAUACCGCCUUCAUAACCACUGUGCCCAACAUCAAGCAGGCCAGAUGUCUCAUAAACAGUGCGGGCUGCCAUCUUGUGGCUGGCCUCUUCUUUCUUCUUGCAUGUGUCAUUUGCCUGACGCCAUCUAUCUGGGUCAUCUUUCAUAACCAAGAACUGAACAAGAAAUACGAACCAGUUUUUUCCUUUGACAUCUCCGUGUUUAUUGCCAUUGCCAGUGCAGGAGGCUUAUUGUUUACAGCCAUCCUCUUAUUCCUUUGGUAUUGUGCAUGCAAAACGCUUCCUUCCCCUUUCUGGCAGCCUCUGUAUCCUCAUGCGCCCAGUGUGCAUAGCUACGCCUCCCAACCUUAUUCUGCAAGGUCACGCCACUCUGCCAUUGAAAUUGACAUUCCUGUUGUUACACACGCUUCCUAAAUGAUAAGCUGGAGAAGCCAAACACCUGCUCGUUCUCUCCUUUGCCAAGGCACUGCAAGUGAAGUGUUUUCCCCAUUCCCUCAGAGACAUCUAAAAAUGUUUUACAAGGCUAGGUGGAAAAAAUUUGCUAUUGUAAAUUGAUAGCUUUUCCAAUUUCUCUAUCUAGGAAUACUGCAGAGAUAGGAAUGUAGUUAGGUAAGUGAGCCAUAAUAUUAGAAUUCUACUUGUUUUGGUAUUGAAGCUGUUCACAAGUUUCUAGUUCUCAUUAAAACUGGUGGCAUGUGAAUUCAUAGAUAAAUUAAAGAUUGGGACCUUUUUGCUUUUUUAUAUUUUGAACUAGUUUCUGGCAUGAAUUGUACUACUGGGGGAAAAAAACAUGCCUGCUGGUGUUUGUAACCCAGUGCAUGAAACUUUCAUUUUUAAGUACUUAUUGUCAGUCCAAAUUUUUACCUAAUUCAAAAAUACCUGGGCUAUAACAGUGUUUACCGAUAGCCAUUUUUUUGCUUGUUUAGAAACAUUUGUUUUGUUUAAUUAUUAAAAGAAUCACCUUUAAAUAAAAAGAAACAUGUAUAUAAGCAGCAUUGUUCAAUAUAAUAAAAACUGAAAGCAAAAAGUGAACAUCAACAAUAUUUGUGACUUUCCAGAAAUUUACACCUAAUCUAAAACAACCAGAUUUUAGUAAGAUCAUUCAAAGAUAGCCAUUUUGUACUUUCUGAAAAUGAUAAACUUGGGGAUUUUGAUUAUUCAUUGUAAUAAUUUCCCCCAUUGCAAUAGCAUAGCCUGCAGUUGCUUUUAGGUUUAGGUGAUAUUUCUUAAAGGCUACAUCUUUCUCUUUUUAAACAGGAAGUGACCAGAAUCCAUUUACAAUUAAAUUUUAUAUAGUACAAUACCGA